This is a messenger RNA of Zingiber officinale, 1703 nucleotides long. RefSeq names its product E3 ubiquitin-protein ligase HAKAI homolog. The record is from RefSeq and is a predicted model, not a curated record. Bases 77 to 1390 code for a protein of 437 amino acids. Lineage: Eukaryota; Viridiplantae; Streptophyta; Magnoliopsida; Zingiberales; Zingiberaceae. The transcript has 3 exons. Gene Ontology annotation, molecular function: ubiquitin protein ligase activity. Gene Ontology annotation, biological process: regulation of cell adhesion; protein ubiquitination.
GUCGCAUUAUAAUUUAGGGCAUAAAAAAACUAAACUUACGCGACUGCACGAGGAAAGCCGGAGACAAGAGAACGCCAUGCUUCAGAUUCGGCUGAGCAAAGGAUCAUCGGCGGACGGCGGGAGAGGGGCGACGGAGAAGCCUCCCCCGACCUUGGAUACGGUGACGGUGGCCUGCCCCGACCACCUCGAGAUCGCCGACCUCCCCGUGGCGAAGAGCGUCGGCGCCGUCACCUCCUCUGCCGCCACCGUCAGGACGGUCGGACGUCGCUCCCGACGAAGCCCCGGUGAUCGGGUCCACUUCUGCAUCCGCUGCGACUUCCCCGUCGCCAUUUAUGGACGCCUGGUACCUUGUGAACAUGUUUUUUGUCUGGCAUGUGCAAGAAGUGAUGCUAGCUGCUACCUCUGCGAUGAACGUAUUCAGAAGAUCCAAUCCAUAAAAUUGUUGGAGGGGAUAUUUAUAUGUGCAGCUCUUCACUGUCUCAAAUCUUUUUUCAAGCAAGCGGACUUAGUGGCUCACAUCCAUGAAGUUCAUUCUGACCUUAUUCAAUCCAAUACCAAGAAAGAAGCAAUCCACAGUCACUCAUCCACAGAUACUCAUAAGCAAUCAAUAAUGCAAGAGACUUCCACUGCACGUGCUCCGCCCCAGCCAGGGUUCUCGGUCGGUACAAAUUAUCAGCAACAGAAUCAUGAUGAGAGAACUCAUAGCCAACAGUUUAAUGAUUAUCCAUCCACAGUGGAGGUACAACAUUUGAGGCUUAUGCAGUCAGACAACCUUCCUCAAGGCUCUGACAAGUCAAAUGCCUGGAUGAAUCUAUCUCAAGACUUCAUGUCCCAGGCUGGUCCUCAAAUCCAGCAAGUCUCGAACCAAUCUUUUGCGCAGAAUCACGGAGUUAAUCUUUUGCAACCGCCCUUGCAACCAAACUAUCAAUUACCUGUAAAUCACAACCAGGCCAUACUUCCCCCUGCAGCAGUUAGUUAUCCCCUUUCCGCAGAUGGGUCUCAACAAUUUUACGGUAUGCCCUAUCAACUUCCUAACCCAGAACAACUACAGACCGGUGGGCCAGUGCAGGGAUCAGCAUUGGGUUUUUCACCAGCUCCUGGAGGUAUUGCAACUUUUGCAGGCAAUGGACCACGGCCAUGGUUUACUGGUCAGAUGGUUGUACCCAUGGAUCCUUCGGUCAUACUCACUCAAGGGACUUUGCAAGGGUACACAAAUCUAACUGAUGCACAGAGAAACAGCCAGCUUUCAGGAGGAUGGCUGCUGAAUCAACCUCAAAUUGGUCAGGACUCAAAGGUCCAGGGUGUUCCAGCUGUUAAUAGCGACAGUAAUGGUGUCUUUGCUCAGCAACUCCAGCAACCAGGAUCUUUACAAAUUCAACUCCACCGCUAGCUUUGCCGAUGAAUCAGCAGCACAAAUUUCUCCAGUUUUAGCUUGGUAAAUCAAGAGGGCCGAGGGUAUGGUUGAAUGAAGCUUUGCCAAUGGUUAUAAAGAAUGCCUAGAGCUUGUGUCAAAUAAGCUCCUUAUUGCUCUGUUCCAUCUCAGGCCACCCAUGUAGUGGCUUCUCUAAUUGUGUCGAAUACUUUUUAUUAUUAUUAUUAUUAUUUUCAAUUGUAGUUUUUUCUAUUGUAUAAGUUGCGACCAAUUGAUUUUAAAUUUCUCAUGAAUUGUUCACAAAUUUCACUUUGUGGAUUAUGUUAUUUAG